Molecule: messenger RNA, 1694 nt
Organism: Sipha flava (yellow sugarcane aphid)
Lineage: Eukaryota; Metazoa; Arthropoda; Insecta; Hemiptera; Aphididae
Exons: 2
Coding region: 561-875 (104 amino acids)
Source: RefSeq, a predicted model, not a curated record
GUUAGUAGGUAUUUAUUAUGUCUAUUUUUGUAUUUUUAACGAGUAGUAGGUACGUGGUAUAAAAACGAUAGUAUCAAGUGUCUAUAGUCAGUGGGUAGAUUAGAUUCGCAUUAGUUCUAGAACAUUCAUCGCGUGUGUGUUAUAGUUUUGUAUGUUUAAUUUUCAUAUAACGAACAUUUGUUUAAUUUUUGUCACUCUAUCAAUAUGCUAAAAGAAAAAUCGACAAAAACUUAUCGUUUGCGUAAUUUUGUAAUCGAGUUUGGUGAAUCUGUAUUUUCAACUGAUAAUCUUAUUUUAUUUUGUAAAAUCUGUAACGUGAAAGUAGCAAGCAAAAAACGUUUUAGUAUCAUACAACACCUAAAAACUGAAAAACACAUCAGAAGUGCAGCACGUUUAGAAAACAAUAAAACAAAUAAUGUGCAACAAUUGGUUACAAAUCAAAAAUCAAAACUAUCGGAAUUCAAUUCAGAUUUAUAAAAAUAUAUGCAAAGAGAUAUACCUGACGAAUCGACACUUCGAAAAUAUUAUGUAAACGAUUGUUACAAUCAGACAAUCAGACAAUGGAUAAAAUAAGGGUCACUGUCCAGGAUAAAAAAAUAUGGGUGUCAAUUGAUGAGACUACCAACAGCAAUGGAAGGUAUGUAGCUAAUGUAAUAAUUGGUACACUAGAAAUUGAUUGUCCUGGAGAAAUUAUGUUGUUGACAUCUGAGGUGUUGGAAAAAGUUAAUCACUCGACAAGAGCAAAGUUAUUUGAUAAAUCAAUAGCUUUAUUAUGGCCCAACGGUGUUCAGCAUAACGAUGUUUUACUUUUUGUUAGUGACGCAGCACCAUAUAUGGUUAAAUCGGCAUCUGUAAUAAAAGUUUUUUUAUUCUAAAAUGGUCCACAUUACAUGUUUGGCUCAUGGUCUUUACAGGGUUGCAGAGGAGGUUUGUAACAUGUUUCCAAAAGUAGACAAACUAAUUUCAAAUGUUAAAAAAAACUUUUUUAAAAGCACCAUAUCGAGUCCAAAUUUUUAAAAACGAAGCUCCUGAAGUAAUGCUCCCCCUGAACCUAUAAUUACUCGUUGAGAGACGUGGUUAGAUGCAACAGACUAUUAUUGUAAACAUAUACAAAGCAUUCCAAAUGUUUUUAUGAAGUUGGAUGACGAUUCAGCUUCUAUAUUAAAAGUAAAAAAUAUUUUGGAUGACAAUUAGACGCAAACGUGAUUUGUAUUACAGCCAAGUUUGGAAUUAUAUCUAAAUCGAUUACCCAGCUUGAAAAACGUGGAUUAAAACUAGUCGAUUAAAUUAACAUUGUAAACAGAAUGAUAGACGAUAUGAACAUAAUUGAUACACACUCGAAGAGUAUAAAAUCAGUAGUGGAAAAACUUAAAAAAGUAAUAGAAAAAAACAAAGGUUUCAAUACGCUUCGUAUAAUUUCAAAUAUUUUAAAUGACACUGAGGAAAACAUUGAUGAAUUAGGAGAUUUGAAUGCUAGUGAAAUGGUUUACUUCAAAUAUGCACCGAUCACGUCAAUGGACGUCGAACGAAGUUUUUCGCGAUAUAAGAACUUGCUGACAAAUAAAAGACGUUCUCUGCUAUUUGAAAAUAUCAAAGAAAUGUUAAUAAUUCAGUGCAAUUCUAAUUUAGGUAAGGUAAAUAUUUGAGAAUAAUUCAACAAUUAUUUUAACAUACCUUUUUUGUGCAAAAUAAUA